UGGAUUAGUAGCAGGUGCGUGACAACUUUCUCUGUAUUCGGUGCUGUGUACUCGUCUCUGUGGUCAUUUCGAUUCGUCUCUUCCUCGGUUCUCUCUAGAUGCAUUGUCACUUUUCUUUUUCCCUACGUACAACCAACGCUCUCCUGUUUUGGACGCCAGGUACAAUAUUGAGUUCGGUACGAGCCGUGAGAGUGGUGCAUGUUGCUGUUGUUGCUCAUACCAACAGGCACAAUCGCAUCGGUGGCGAGCCUUUCGACGGUGAUGCGUUCCGCAGACGCCCCUCCCUUGAUCAAGCGUUCCACCAGCAAAUCCUGGCGACUCGUCCACCUGGCAUCGACGUUCACGUCCUCGUUGCUGCUCAUAGUGACGACGAUAUUGUCGGAAAGAAGCGCCGCCGCUUCCAGGGCCCGCUCCGCAAGUUCGUCGAUGCGUGCUUUCCAGGACAUGGAUGUAUUCGAAACGCGAUCCCCGUCGACGUGUUGAAAACUGCCGUAAUCCUCAUUCGCGGGCAUGUUGCCUGACCGACGGGCAGAACAGAUCGGGGAAAUUGAAUUUUACGACGGAGAUCGCAAGAGAGUGUUAGUUAUAUGCUCGGCAUCGACAUCCAGAUAUGCGUGUCACUCGAUGCCAUGCAAUUCCGUAACACUGCGGUCAAACAUUGUGCCUUACUAUUUCCAUUUGAGGGAGUUAUUAGAUAGACAAAAUUCGCAGACCAAAUUCGACCCCGACGAGUAGUUUUUGCAUUGCUGCUGACGCUGCUCCCUUGGGGUUCGUCGCUGUGCAUGGAUCUAUUGUUCAUUAUAUUGGUGCCUAUMGUCGGGAUGGGGUAUCUUCUGGCUUGAAACUUGCGUUGAGUGAAAGUCAUACAGAAUUUUUCCAUACUCACUCAACGACACAAUUAGGAACGAUCGUUGACGAUGCUCGUUCGCAGACUAGAGAGAAUUACGGUAUGUUAUCGACUUCAUGAUUUUCGUGUCAGCAGAAUUUGUUCCUUUUACGAACUUCCCAUAAAUACUACGCAGAACCGGGAGUGUUCAGUUGACUGCCGUAGAUAUCAUCUGUCCCAUAUUUUUGUCUGUUGCAAUCCAAAUAAAAUUCUUCCCAAAAAUUGGUGAACAUUUAACUUAAGCCUGACUUAAAGUAAUGUUUCUUAUGAACUCUGUCGAGAUUCCCUCCUUGUGAGGAUGACCAAAACACAAGUAUCGUAGCUACUAGUGAUUGAAAAUGGUGUGUGCUUGUACGUUGUCGUACGUUUAGAGCUCAAAACAAGUACGACUAGUAAUGCAGGUCCGUACGUUGCCGGUUCCAUAAAAUUUCAUGAUUAUUUAUCAAUCGUUUUGAUCAUUGUAGUCAAACAACUUGAAUCUCGAACUUGACGAUUCUUCCAUGUGAUAAGUACGAGUACUCGUAACUGGUACUCGUACGCGCCGUACGUACAGCAAUUAUGAAAUGAAGAACUACAGUACGUACGUAUUACGAGUACGAGUAGUAUUGGUUUGUCAUCGAUUCUUGCUAUCGCAACGCAGUAGUACGUACGCGCCGAUACGGGGACUCGUAUGAGCAUGAUUAUCUCCAAGAAUCACAUUGUUGUAAUCAGAAAUCAGAAUUGGGAUUACCAUAACUCGUACGAGUACUGUCAAGCCUGCUCACCACGAAUGAAAACGACAACAGCACGGGCCGGACACGCGAAAUCUAUGUCUUGCACACACAUAAUAUUGUGCCAACCCCAGCCAUGCGUAUGAGUACGUAGUACGCUCCUUACGUUCUCUCGUGGUAUGUGCCGACAAAAAAUGUUCCUCCAUCUUCUUUUCUAAAUUUGUCGUAGAACUAAUACUACGUAAUACAGUAGCAAUGGUAAGUUAUCGGUACAACUCUUACAUGUUACAAGUACAUGUAGUAAUUGUGGAGGUACCGUACUUACCGUAAAACUGUAAUAAGUAAUAAAGGAAUAUUUACCGCGUCCAAUCUUCGAAUCAAUCUUUUAUUUUGAUCCGAAAUUUCCGUUGUGAGAUCGGGUUUCAAUGAACGGAAAUUUUCCUAAGACUUGCGAUUUCAGCAUAUUGUGUGAACGUGCUUGCAUCUAAAUGAAACAGAUUGUAGCCACAACAGCAAUAAAUGAACAUGCUUAAUUAGCAGGAUUUUUGUCAUAAACAUCCAACACCAAUCAGACAGUAAAGUACUUUAUUAUAUAUCUUCGCACUUCCUAACACACUCAAAGAAUUUUCUUCGAAAAACUGUUUAUUUACAACAAUCUGCUCAAGUUCCAGUACGUACGGCACCUUACAAUUCUGACGACAGUAGCUUCGUGUCGCAAGAUAGAAUAUCCAUAUCCUAACACCUCAUUUUCCAAGGAUCAAGGCAAAAAAAUGAUGAACACGAUGAAAACUUCCUUCCUCGCUGUAGCCAUGUUGAUGUGCGUCUCGUACAUCCAUGCAUCGGUAGUAAUCGAAGGCGACAGCGUACGAAGUGUUGGCAAACCUUACUACAGAUUCGAAGCGUCUUCUCACGAGGAUCGCAACUUGAAGGAGCGCAACCUGAAGAAAAGCAAAGGAGACAAGAGCAAGAAAGGAAAGGGAAGCAAAUCCAACAAGGGUGCCAAGUCCGACAAGAAAUCCAAAAAGAAAUCCAAAAAGGGCGUCACGGAAGAGCCAUCCGCCGCUCCAUCUGCGGCCCCAUCCGCGGCUCCUUCCGCAUCUCCAACAGCGGCCCCAACAGGUGCUCCAACUGGUUCCACAACCGUCUCUUCCACCGCGACUUCUUCUCAAGAAGGAAGCACUUAAUUUUGAAUGGAAGCCACAACUGUCAUGGCUGCGAGUGCACCGCGAUACUCUGAUCGGAGCGAGAUCAAAUUAACAUCUCUAUUGCAUCCGUCGUGUUUUGCAGUAAUCCUCCGGCAUCAAUCAAGUCUUUGGAUCUUUGGAUCAUAGUGUGUAAAAUCGUUUUUAGUCUUAAUGUUAACAUAUUG
This is a messenger RNA of Pseudo-nitzschia multistriata, 2965 nucleotides long. Lineage: Eukaryota; Bacillariophyta; Bacillariophyceae; Bacillariales; Bacillariaceae. The record is from the annotation of a GenBank genome assembly.